This is a messenger RNA of Ipomoea nil (Japanese morning glory), 832 nucleotides long. RefSeq names its product LOB domain-containing protein 1-like. The coding region runs from base 1 to 732 and encodes 243 amino acids. NCBI's taxonomy places the organism in Eukaryota, Viridiplantae, Streptophyta, Magnoliopsida, Solanales, Convolvulaceae. The record is from RefSeq and is a predicted model, not a curated record. The transcript is spliced from 2 exons.
AUGACGCUUGAUGGUGCGUCACAAUCUCUAUGUCAUCAAGAUUUUUUUAGCUACCCCUAUAUAUAUAUAUAUAUAGAGAGAGAGAGAGAGAUAUCAGUCAUUUCCCCGUCCCUACGCCACCACCCAAAAAGAAAAAUAGAGGAACACUAUUGCAACACAGACAAUAACAGUAACAGCGGCACCACAACUCCGUCCUCUACCGCCGCCGUUGGCGGUGGUGCGACCUUUCCUACUAGCUCCGCUCCUCCGGCGGCGGGCGUGAUUCUCAGUCCCUGCGCCGCAUGCAAGAUCCUCCGACGCCGCUGCGUCGAGCGGUGCGUCCUGGCGCCCUAUUUCCCCCCGACGGAGCCGCUCAAGUUCACCAUCGCCCACCGCGUCUUCGGCGCCAGCAACAUCAUCAAAACCUUACAGGAACUUCCGGAGGAUCGGAGAGCGGAUACAGUGAGCAGUAUGGUUUACAAGGCGAACGCGAGGAUUAGGGAUCCGGUGUACGGUUGCGCCGGCGCCGUUUGUCAGCUGGAGAAGCAAAUAAACGCGAUGCGAGCUGAGUUGGCCAAGGCCGAGGCGGAGAUGCUGAAUUUACAAUGCCAAAAUGCCAAUUUGAUCGCUUAUGUUGAUUGGAGGUUGCCGCCGCAGCAUGAUGAUAUGUCGAGCCACCGAAACACCGCCGCCUUCUUCUCGCCGGAAGAUGCCAAUGUUUGUGCAGCGCGCGCCGGGACGCCACAGCUUUAAUUCGGAGGCGAUAUGAUCCAAUAUAUUUCAUGCUGCAUUUUUUUAAAUUGAAUUUUCAUCAUUUUUUUUAAUAGUAAAUUAACUCCCAAUAUUAACGCUA